This is a messenger RNA of Nematocida homosporus, 594 nucleotides long. RefSeq names its product tRNA (cytidine32/guanosine34-2'-O)-methyltransferase. NCBI's taxonomy places the organism in Eukaryota, Fungi, Microsporidia. The record is from RefSeq and is a predicted model, not a curated record. Gene Ontology annotation, molecular function: tRNA methyltransferase activity. Gene Ontology annotation, cellular component: cytoplasm. The coding region runs from base 1 to 594 and encodes 197 amino acids. The transcript has a single exon. Gene Ontology annotation, biological process: tRNA methylation; cytoplasmic translation.
AUGCAAAGGGAUAUUCACUAUCGGAAAGCUAAAACAGAAGGAUAUCGGGCUAGAAGUGCUUAUAAAUUGAUGGAGAUUUUAGAGGAGUACCCGGUUUUGAAAAGAGCCCGGGGGGUGGUUGAUUUAUGUGCUGCACCGGGAAGUUGGAGUCAAGUAGUGGCUAGUCAAACGGAUAACUGCCGGAUUCUAGCAAUUGAUAUUCAAGAAAUGGAACCAAUUCAAGGUGUUGAGGUGAUUAAAGGAGAUAUUACAACAGAAGAGACUGUGCAGAUGAUCUUAUCACGAUUUCCAGACAAAGUAGAUCUUAUUCUUUGUGAUGGAGCUCCGGAAGUAACGGGUUUGCAUGAUUUAGAUGAAUAUUUUCAAGCUUCACUAAUUGGGGCAUCUUUAGGGAUUUGUCGACGAGUUUUAGCAGCUGAUGGAGUCUUUAUUACGAAAGUAUUUACAGGUGAAUCACCGGCUGAACUAGUUGCUGAUUUAGAAGAAGUCUUUGCCGAAGUGGAAAUUGUGAAACCGAAAAGUAGUCGUAUCAAAAGCAAAGAGGCAUUUGCUAUCUGCAAAGGUCUGGGUAAGGGUAGGUCCAAUUCUUUUUAA